Molecule: messenger RNA, 912 nt
Organism: Didymosphaeria variabile
Lineage: Eukaryota; Fungi; Ascomycota; Dothideomycetes; Pleosporales; Didymosphaeriaceae
Exons: 1
Coding region: 1-912 (303 amino acids)
Source: RefSeq, a predicted model, not a curated record
AUGGAGGACCCACAGCGGACUGGCUCUGUUAGCGGGCACGAGGAAUGCAGUGUGUCGUUCAUGUCACUCGCGGCCGAAACGCGUAACCAAAUUUACGGACUGGCGCUACUCCGAAGGUCUCCCAUCAAGAUUACCUAUCUCAGUACUGGAGAUCGCACUGGGCUUCGUAUCGAUCUCGAGGUCGACGAUAUCCUCUACAGACACGGUUCCAAUGGGAUUGCUACCGCCCUGCGCAACCUUACGCUCCUCAACCAGCAACUCAAGAAGGAGGCUCAGACUUUCUUCUACGCCAACAAUGCUUUCAAAUUAAGAGUGGAGCAGCCCGAUCCCGCAAAGAGCUACCACAACGACUUGUUCUUUGUUACGGCUUGCGUAGAGUUCCUCGAGCAUUGCGGCGCAGACGGUCGAGCCUCGCUGAAGCACCUGAUUGUGGAGGACUUGCGAACGGGAACAGUGCGGCACGACGACUUGUACUGCAAGCCUGAUAUCAUCGCUUCCUUUCUUCGCCUGCUGCAUCAGUGCACUAAGCUCGAGAUCUUGGAAAUCAACAACGUCCUCGCCAUUGCGCCGCAAGGUAUGAAAGACAGCGUCGCCCAUGCUGAUAAUCAGCCACUGGAAGAAGCCUACCAGCACUUUUCCUCGCACUUCGCGGAACUUCCUUGCCUCAAGAAGUUGACGCUAGGACAUGACAUCAAGUUUCAUGGAAUCAGCCCAGAAAAGAGGCGCAUCUAUGAGGAGAGGGAAGAGGCAUACCAGGAAAAGCACUAUCGCGCAAUGAUGAUGGAGCUGGAGGACAUGAUGAGAAAGAACCUCUCUGCAGAGGUCAUGGUGCGUACAAUCAUUGGGGAAGAUUUCCUGCUCGCUUCGGUGGAAGGGUACCGCGAUGGCUGGCGGCUCGUCCCGUAUUACUGA